Clonostachys rhizophaga is the source of this 777-nucleotide messenger RNA. The record is from the annotation of a GenBank genome assembly. Lineage: Eukaryota; Fungi; Ascomycota; Sordariomycetes; Hypocreales; Bionectriaceae.
AUGAGCGCAGAUCCCACCACUGAAGCCAAGCCAGACCUCGAGAAGGAGGAGGAACAGGAUGAGGGCGACGACUAUUAUAGUUAUGACGACGACAUCAUCGAGAAAUGGUCGGGCAUCAUCAAACUAAUCAGGCUAGAGACUAAACAAGCAUACUAUUCAAGUCCGGCCUUCGACUCAAAGUCUCCUGGACCCUUCCAAACAUACUGGAGGGGUAUCUUCUCCAAGAUCGAACAGAUGGUCCUCGAGGACGCCAGCAUCCCCCAGUACCUUACAGAACCCGCAAUGAAGCAGUUCACAGUGAGGUUCUUCAAUGAGCCCGACGCAAUGUGCUGCCCUUGCACCCUGCCGGACACCGAGAAGAGCAUUCACUUGCGCAGCGAAGAUGGCGUGACCAAGGAGGACCUCAUCAAAGCGGUUACCCGGGAACUGUACGGCGAUAAACUCCCAACAGUAUUCUCGGCCGAGAACGGCUACAGCGACGCGGAGAGCAGUGACGAAGACGCGGAGAAGGAUACCGUGGAGAAGGAAACGAAGGAGCAAAAGGAGAAAGGAAGCAAAAAGAAAGUGAACACGGAGGAUGGGAGUAAUGGAGCCCUGAUGUACUGGUCAGACUGGAUGUCCAAAGGAGGCAAGAGUCCGGAAAGAUUCGCCUACCUGCACUAUCUGAGCGACGAACAGUACGCUCCUGAGAUUAUUAUGUACUUUAGUUCUUACGAGAAUUUCAAUCGCCGGUUGGAAUUUGUCGAAAAGAAAUUCGGCAAGGGAGGAGAGUCGUGA